UGAGCCGUAUAGUCGGAGGAAGAAAGAGGCGAGGAGAGCUUAUUUAGCUUCUCUUCUCUUUUCCAAGGUUCUCCAUCAUCUGGCAUGCAGAGCUUCAGGAAUCUUAAUUUUCUUUUUCAUGCUAUUUAGAUUCUGGAAGAGUUGAACGUCCAAAAUUCUUGACUCACGUCGACUAUCCAUAUAUCCUCUUCUGGAGCUCUGAUCAGACUGUAUUUUGUAGAUUUUCUGGACUUUUUUCUUAUUGAAAAUGGUGUCUGCGAAUCGGGAAAUGGUGGUUUACUGCUUUGACACGCUUGUAGCUCAUUACAAUAGUGAAGAGGUUCCUCCACCUGCCUUUGAUGAAGGGCAACACCCACUGUUCGUCACCUGGAAGAAAGUGGUGAAUGGUGGGGAGCCUCGUCUACGUGGAUGCAUUGGAACUCUGGAAGCUCGUUACUUGAUAAAUGGGUUUAGGGACUAUGCUUUAACCAGUGCUCUAAGAGACCGCCGGUUCCCCCCAAUACAGGCUAAAGAAUUGCCUUACCUGGAAUGUACAGUUUCCAUUUUGACAAACUAUGAAAAUGCUCUCAACUAUCUUGAUUGGGAGAUAGGCACACAUGGUAUAAUUAUUGAGUUCACUGAUCCUGACUACAAUGUGAGGCGAAGUGCAACAUACUUACCCGAGGUGGCUGCCCAUGAAGGCUGGACAAAGAUGGAGACAAUUGACUCGUUGAUGCGCAAAGCAGGUUAUAAUGGUACCAUCAACGAAUCGCUCCGUAAGCGGAUUUCCCUGACUCGUUAUCAGAGCACGAUCUACACUAUGCACUACAGUGACUAUGUCUCCUACGUGAAAAGAAUCAGAGGAGCUUCCCCUGUAGUUAAUGGGUUCAAGUCCAAUUAACCAUUGAUUGUUCCAUCAGCUUUUGAUUAUGACAGAAAGCUGAUUUGGAAUUGAUAGACUUGAUUUAUGAGCAAUUGGGUUGGAAAAAGGGUUUCUUUGUGUUCCAGCCCUUCUGCUUAAUUGUUGUUGUGACACUCAAAAAACCUUACAUUAUUCCUCAAAUUCAUGUGAUUUGAAGAGCAAAUGAACUCUUUAAGAUGCAAUGAAUUUGAAUUAAGACUUUACAAACUUCACGAAAAACUUUAUGUAGAUUAAUCCCAAAUUAUAUGUUCACUAGUUGAAUUCCAAGCAGAGACAGCUUA
Nelumbo nucifera (sacred lotus) is the source of this 1182-nucleotide messenger RNA. RefSeq lists its product as uncharacterized. NCBI's taxonomy places the organism in Eukaryota, Viridiplantae, Streptophyta, Magnoliopsida, Proteales, Nelumbonaceae. The record is from RefSeq and is a predicted model, not a curated record.